Messenger RNA from Fibroporia radiculosa, 396 nucleotides. RefSeq lists its product as uncharacterized. NCBI's taxonomy places the organism in Eukaryota, Fungi, Basidiomycota, Agaricomycetes, Polyporales, Fibroporiaceae. The transcript is spliced from 2 exons. The record is from RefSeq and is a predicted model, not a curated record. The coding region runs from base 1 to 396 and encodes 131 amino acids.
AUGCACGGGAACGAGGACAAGAGCGACUUUGAGCGCAGCGCGGUGAUCCGCGGCUCGCAGGCGCCGACGAACGAAAUGCGCGACCCCAGUGCGCCGCUCGACCCGGCGACGGUGUACCUCCGCACAGAGCGCCAGACGCUGCGCAGGCUGCCUCGCUCGGGCGGUAUCAUCUUCACGAUCCGCGUGUACCAGACGCCUGUGGUUGAGCUUGCCGAGGAGCCUGGUGUCCCCGGGCGGCUGGCCAGUGGUGUGCGAGGGUGGUCGGAUGACGUUGCUGAGUACAAGGAUCUGUUUGCGUACAAGGACAUUCUGAGUUACCUGGAUGAGCGGCAUGCUGAUCAGGUAGAGAAGGGAGUGGUGGCGGCUGACGAUCGUACUGCGGUUUACCCGUUGUGA